Molecule: messenger RNA, 990 nt
Organism: Camellia sinensis
Lineage: Eukaryota; Viridiplantae; Streptophyta; Magnoliopsida; Ericales; Theaceae
Source: RefSeq, a predicted model, not a curated record
CCGUGCUUCAUAGGUGUUACUUGUAUUGAUCAGAUAACUCAUAAGCUGUUCGUGAAUUGAGGCCGAAGAAAAAUGGCUGAGGCUGUAGUCUCUUUUGCGGUGGAAAGAAUUGAGGAUUUGCUGAUUCACAAAGCAAAUUUAUUAUAUGGAGUGCGUAGCCAAGUUCGAGGUAUGUUGGCAGAGUUAAGGGGUAUGAGGCCCUUUUUAAAAGAUGCAGAUGCAAGACAAGAUGAACACAAGAGCAUUAGUAAAUUGGUGGUGGAAAUAAGAGAUGUUGCUUAUAAUGCAGAGGAUGUGAUUGAAACUUUUGUAUUUAAAUUUGAGCCGAGGGGAAGACGAGGCAUCAUACACAUUCUCAAGAGAAGUGCUAGCAUCUUCAGUGAAGUUAUAACUUUGUACAAGAUUAGGUCUCAGAUUGUAACUAUUCAAAGGCUUCAUGCAAAUUUACCAAGCUUGGGUCUAAGAGCUUUGAUGGAAAUUGGAAGUGCAACUUCUCGACACCUAGAGCAGACUUUUUCUCAAGUUGGUGACGAAUAUUUUAUUGGUAUUGAGCAAGACAUAGAGGUAUUAGCAGCGCAAUUGGUGAGUGAAGAAGCCGAACACUGUAAGGUUGUUUUGAUUUGGGGCAUGGGUGGUGUUGGGAAGACUACCUUGCUAGGAAGGUUUACCAACACACAGAUGUUAGGCGCCAUUUUGAUGCCUUCGCUUGGGCUUUCAGCCCGCAAACAACUCGAUGAAGUCCAACAACAGAAAAAGUGUUUGGUUGUUCUUGAUGACGUUUGGUCUUCGGAAGGAUUUGAUGAGUUGUCACGAGUUUUUUCUGGUGUAAAUACGAAAAUAAUCCUUACUACACGUAAAGCAAAUGUACCAGGGUAUCAAAAUUGUUUCAUCUUACAGCGAAACCUUUUAAACGAAGUGGAGAGCUGGGAGCUAUUUGCAAGAAAGGCUUUCCCCAAAACGGUGGCUAAAGGUUAGCUUAUCCUGAAACUU